AUGUCUAAUGGAUAUCGCACUCUGUCCCAGCACCUCAAUGACCUGAAGAAGGAGAACUUCAGUCUCAAGCUGCGCAUCUACUUCCUGGAGGAGCGCAUGCAACAGAAGUAUGAGGCCAGCCGGGAGGACAUCUACAAGCGGAACAUUGAGCUGAAGGUUGAAGUGGAGAGCCUGAAACGAGAACUCCAGGACAAGAAACAGCAUCUGGAUAAAACAUGGGCUGAUGUGGAGAAUCUCAAUAGCCAUAAUGAAGCUGAACUCCGGCGCCAGUUUGAGGAGCGACAACAGGAGACAGAGCACGUUCAUGAGCUCUUGGAGAAUAAGAUCCAGCUUCUGCAGGAGGAAUCCAGACUAGCAAAGAAUGAAGCUGCACGGAUGGCAGCUCUGGUGGAAGCAGAGAAAGAGUGUAACCUGGAGCUCUCAGAGAAACUGAAGGGAGUCACUAAGGACAGGGAAGAUGUACCAGGAGACCAGGUCAAGCCGAACCAUUAUACUGAGGCCCUGGCCCAGAGAGACAAGAGAAUUGAGGAGCUGAGUCAGAGUCUGGCUGCCCAGGAGAGGCUUGUAGAUCAGCUUUCUCAAGAGAAACAACAACUGCUACAUCUGCGGGAGGAGCCAACUGGCAUGGAAGUACAGCCCAUGACUGAAGAGGUUCUCAAACAACAAAAGCUCAAUUCAGAUGAGACCACCAUAUCUCAACAGUCUGUAUCUGACUCCCACUUGGUAGAACUCCAGGAAAAAAUCCACCACACAGAAGCCACCAACAAGAUUCUUCAAGAGAAACUUAAUGAAAUGAGUUGUGAACUAAAGUUUGCUCAGGAGUUGUCUCAGAAGCAAGAUGGUACAAUUCAAAGUCUCAAGGAAAGUCUGAAAAGCAGGGACAGUGAGACUGAGGAGUUGUACCAGGUGAUUGAAGGUCAAAAUGACACAAUGGCAAAGCUUCGAGAAAUGCUGCACCAAAGCCAGCUUGGACAACUUCACAGCUCAGAGAGUACCUCCCCAGCUCAGCAACAGGUGGCUCUGCUUGAUCUUCAGAGUGCUUUAUUCUGCAGCCAGCUUGAAAUACAGAAGCUCCAGAGGGUGGUACAACAGAAAGAACGCCAACUGGCUGAUGCCAAACGAUGUGUGCAGUUUGUAGAGGCUGCAGCACAUGAGCGGGAACAGCAGAAAGAGGCUUCUUGGAAACAUAACCGGGAAUUGCGAAAAGCCUUGCAGCAGCUACAAGGAGAAUUGCAGAAUAAGAGUCAACAGCUUCGUAUGUUGGAGGCUGAAAAACACAAUGAGAUUCGAACACAGGAGCAAACUGUUCAGCACCUAAACCAUAGUCUGAAUCACAAAGAGCAGCUCCUUCAGGAACUUCAGGAGCUCCUAAAGUAUCGAGAUAACUCAGACAAAACCCUUGAAGCAAAUGAAAUGUUGCUUGAGAAACUUCGGCAGCGAAUACAAGAUAAAGCUAUUGCUCUAGAGCGGGCUAUAGAUGAAAAGUUCUCUGCUCUAGAAGGAAAAGAAAAAGAACUGCGUCAUCUUCGUCUUUCUGUGAGAGAGCGAGAUCAUGACCUGGAGAGACUGCGUGGUAUCCUCUCUUCCAAUGAAGCUACCAUGCAAAGUAUGGAGAGUCUCCUGAGGGCCAAAGGCCUGGAAGUGGAACAGUUAUCUACUACCUGUCAAAACCUCCAGUGGCUGAAAGAAGAAAUGGAAGCCAAAUUUAGCCAUUGGCAGAAGGAACAAGAGAGUAUCAUUCAGCAGUUACAGACAUCUCUGCAUGACAGAAACAAAGAAGUAGAGGAUCUUAGUGCAAGAUUGCUCUGUAAACUUGGACCAGGGCAGAAUGAGAUAGCUGAGGAGCUGUGCCAGCGUCUACAACGAAAAGAAAGGAUGCUGCAGGACCUUCUCAGUGAUCGAAACAAACAAGCUGUGGAACAUGAAAUGGAGAUUCAGAGUCUGCUUCAGUCUAUGAGCACCAGGGAGCAAGAGAGCCAAGCUGCUGCAGAGAAGAUGGUACACUCCCUAAUGGAAAGAAAUUCAGAGUUACAGGCCCUGCGCCAAUAUUUAGGAGGGAAAGACUUCAUGAUGUCCCAAGCACACAUCUCUAACCAACAAGCUGAAGUUACCUCCAACAGCCCCCCUCUUGGAGAGCAGACUGAUCAAAGUUCAAUACAAAUACCCUCCAGAGAUGGUAGCACUUCAUUGACUGCCAAAGAGGAUGCCAGCAUACCCAGGUCCACAUUGGGAGACUUGGACACAGUCGCAGGUCUGGAAAAAGAACUGAGUAAUGCCAAAGAGGAACUUGAACUCAUGGCUAAAAAAGAAAGAGAAAGUCAGAUGGAACUUUCUGCUCUACAGUCUAUGAUGGCUGUGCAAGAAGAAGAGCUACAGGUGCAAGCUGCCGAUAUGGAGUCCCUGACCAGGAACAUACAGAUUAAAGAAGACCUCAUAAAGGACCUGCAAAUGCAACUGGUUGAUCCUGAAGAUGUACCAGCUAUGGAGCGCCUGACCCAAGAAGUCUUACUUCUUCGGGAAAAAGUUGCUUCAGUAGAAUCCCAGAGUCAAGAAAUUUCAGGAAACCGAAGACAACAGUUGCUGCUGAUGCUAGAAGGACUGGUGGAUGAACGGAGUCGGCUUAAUGAGGCCUUACAAGCAGAGAGACAGCUCUAUAGCAGUCUGGUGAAGUUCCAUGCCCAUCCAGAGAGCUCUGAGAGAGACCGAACUCUGCAGGUGGAACUGGAUGGGGCCCAAGUGUUACGCGGUCGGCUAGAAGAAGUUCUUGGAAGAAGCCUGGAGCGUUUAAGCAGGCUGGAGACCCUGGCCGCCAUUGGAGGUGCAGCUGCAGGGGAUGACACUGAAGAUGCAAGCACUGAGUUCACAGACAGUAUUGAGGAGGAGGCUGCACACAAUAGCCACCAGCAACUCAUCAAGGUGGCUUUGGAGAAAAGUCUGGCAACUAUGGAGACCCAGAAUAUAUCUCUUCCCCCUUCCUCUCCAAAAGGAGGGGACAGUAACAGGUGUCUUCAGGAGGAAAUGCUCCACCUGAGGGCUGAGAUCCACCAGCACUUAGAGGAGAAGAGAAAAGCUGAGGGGGAACUGAAGGAGCUAAAGGCUCAAAUUGAGGAAGCAGGAUUCUCCUCUGUGUCCCACAUCAGGAACACCAUGCUGAGCCUUUGCCUUGAGAAUGCAGAGCUGAAAGAGCAGAUGGGAGAAGCAAUGUCUGAUGGAUGGGAGAUCGAGGAAGACAAGGAGAAGGGCGAGGUGAUGGUGGAGACUGUGGUAGCCAGAGGGGGUCUGAAUGAGAGUAGCCUUCAGGCUGAGUUGAGAAAGCUCCAGGGAAAACUGAAGAGUGCCCACAACAUCAUCAGCCUCCUCAAAGAACAGCUGGUGUUGAGCAGCAAAGAAGGGAGUAGUAAACUUACUCCUGAGCUGCUUAUGCACCUGGCCAGGGAAAUUGACAGAAUGAACAUGGAACUGGUUUGCCCUCCUGGGAAGCACCAAUGCCAAGAGGUAGAGGAUGUGACCAUGAGGCCUUGCAGCAGACCCCAGAACCUUGACCUUGGGGCUGCCCUCAAAGUUGAUGCCCACCAACUGAAUAACCAGUCUGAGGCCCAUUACCCUGGGCCUCAGUCAGAAUUUAGCCUCCCAGGGUCCACCAAGCACCUGCACUCCCAGCUGGCACAAUGCAGGCAACGCUAUCAAGAUCUCCAGGAGAAGCUGCUGAUAUCAGAAGCCACUGUCUCAGCCCAGGCUAACCAGCUGGAGAAAUACAGAGUCAUAUUUAAAGAAUCCUUGGUGAAGCAGGACAGCAAGCAGGUCCAGGUGGACCUUCAGGACCUGGGUUAUGAGACUUGUGGCCGAAGCGAGAAUGAGGCUGAGCGGGAGGAGACCACCAGUCCCGUCAAAGAGCUGAAGGCCCAGUUGCAGAAUGCCAACAAGGUCAUUCAAAACCUCAAGAGCCGGGUCCGGUCCCUUUCAGUUACAAGUGAUUAUUCAUCUAGUCUAGAAAGACCCCGAAAGCUGAGGGCUGUCAGCACCUUCGAGGGGUCUUCACCUCACAGUGUCACUGAUGAGGAUGAGGGGUGGCUCUCUGAUGGCACUGGGGCUUUCUAUCCCCCAGGGCUUCAGGCUAAAAAGGAUCUGGAGAGUCUCAUUCAGAGAGUAUCCCAGCUGGAGGCCCAGCUCCCGAGAACCGGACUAGAAGGGAAGCUGGCCGAGGAGCUGAGAUCAGUCUCGUGGCCUGGGAAAUAUGAUUCCCUGAUUCAGGAUCAGGCUCGAGAACUAUCCUACCUACGGCAAAAAAUACGAGAAGGGAGAGGUAUUUGUUACCUUCUCACCCAGCAUGCCAAAGAUACAGUAAAAUCUUUUGAGGAUCUCCUAAAGAGCAAUGACAUUGACUACUACCUGGGGCAGAGCUUCCGGGAGCAACUUGCGCAGGGAAGCCAGCUGACAGAGAGGCUUACCAGCAAACUCAGCACCAAGGAUCAUAAAAAUGAGAAAGAUCAAGCUGGACUUGAGCCACUGGCCCUCAGGCUCAGCAAGGAGCUGCAGGAGAAGGAGAAAGUGAUUGAAGUCCUUCAGGCCAAGCUGGAUGCCCAGUCCCCCACACCCCCCAGCAGCCAUGCCUUGUCUGACUCCCACUGCUCUCACAGCAGCACCUCCUUCCUGUCUGAUGAGCUGGAAGCCUGCUCUGACAUGGACAUAACCAGCGAGUACACACACUAUGAAGAGAAGAAAGCUUCACCUGGUCACUCAGAUUCCAUCCAUCAUUCGAGUCAUUCUGCUGUAUUGUCUUCUAAACCAUCAGCAACCAGUGCAUCUCAGGGGGUUAAAGCCGAAUCCAACAGCAACCCUAGCAGCUUGCCAGCCCCCCAGACCCCCCAGAGUCCCCCCAAGGAGGCCAGCCAGGCCCAGCCAGGCUUUCAUUUUAACUCCAUACCCAAGUUGGUUAGCCUCCCCCACGCAACAUUGCCCUCAGCUCCAUCCAGCUGCCCGUCUUUCAGGCCCCCUGGCCCUCCCCUAUUUGGCUGCUGUGAGACACCAGUGGUCUCCUUGGCUGAGGCUCAACAGGAGCUGCAGAUGCUGCAGAAGCAGUUGGGAGAAAGUGUCAGCACUGUUCCUCCUGCUUCCACAGCUACUUUGCCAAGAAACCAUUUGGAAGCCAGCUGUUCCCAUUACCUCAACCCUGCCCAGCCUCACUCUCCUCUAAGGGGUACCAUAGAACUGGGAAGAAUCCUGGAGCCUGGGUACUUGGGCAGCAGUGGCCAGUGGGACAUUAUGAGGCCUCAGAAGGGGAGUAUAUCUGGGGACCUGACCUCAGGCUCCUCUGUUUACCAGCUUAACUCCAAACCCACAGGUGCUGACUUGUUGGAAGAGCAUCUCAGUGAAAUCCGGAACUUGCGCCAGCGCCUGGAGGAGUCCAUCUGCAUCAAUGACCGCCUGCGGGAGCAGCUGGAACACCGGCUCAGCUCUACUACCCGUGGAAGUGGAUCCACCACUAACUUCUACAGUCAGGGCCUGGAGUCCAUACCUCAGCUCUACAAUGAGAACAGAGUCCUCAGGGAAGAAAACCGGAGCCUUCAGGCUCAGCUGAAUCACCUUUCCAGAGAGCACUCCCAGGAAACAGAAUGCCUAAGAGAGGCUCUGCUCUCCUCCCAAUCCCGCCUUCAAGAGCUGGAAAAGGAGCUGGAACAUCAGAAGGUGCAAAGGCAGCAGUUUUUGGAAGACUUGAAGGAGAAGCAGCAGGAGAUCUCGCAUUUCAGAGAGGAACGUCUAUCCCUCCAGAAAAACGACUCCAGGCUACGGCACAAGCUGGCCCUCCUGCAACAACAGUGUGAAGAAAAACAGCAGCUCUUCCAGUCCCUCCAGUCAGAGCUACAGAUCUAUGAGGCACUUUAUGGCAAUUCCAAGAAGGGGCUGAAAGCUUAUAGCCCAAGUGCCUGUCACCAAGUCCCUUUGAGCUGUGACAUGAGCCACCUGGUGGCAGAGAUCCGAGCUCUGAGAGGGCAGCUGGAGCAGAGCAUUCAGGUGAACACUCGUCUGCGACUGCAGCUGGAGCAACAGUUGGAUGGUGGUGCCAGCAAAGCCAGCCUCAGCCACUCCUCCAUCAACCAGAGCUUCCCUGUCUACAUUGACCCUGGAAACAAGCAGUCACUCUUCCAAGAUUCAGUUGCUUCCCCUCCUGUCCGGGAUGUUGGCAUGGCUUCUCCAGCUGCAGAAUUCCCCUGCUCUUCUUCCUCUGCUCCGGGCUCAGAAGCUGAGAUCUGCAACAGGACAAAUGGUCUGGGUUUGGAAGCUUCUCCAGUAAUGAAGAGCCCUCCCAAGCUGGAGGGUGAUGCUCCUGAUGGCUCCUUUGCCAAUAAGCACGGCCGCCAUGUCAUUGGCCACGUGGAUGACUAUAGUGCCCUAAGACAGCAGAUCGGGGAGGGCAAACUGCUGGUCAGAAAGAUAGCUUCUCUUGUGAGAGCAGCACGCUCCUUCCCUGGCCUAGAAGCUCCAGGCACAGAGGUGCUGGGCAGCAAGGGCAUCCAUGAACUUCGCAGCAGCGCCAGUGCCCUGCACCACACCCUAGAGGAAUCGGCUUCCCUCCUUACCAUGUUCUGGAGAGCGGCCUUGCCAAACUCCCACAGCCCUGCUCUGCCUGGCACAGUGGUAAGAGGCCAGCGUCCAUUACUGCAUCAUACCCAGCUCUCUGCCUUAGUGUUGUUCUCUCUCCUCAGUCCCACAGCUUUCUGUAGAUCAGGAGCCCCAUGGCAUUACAUUCUGAUUUUGUUUGUUCUAUUUUUGUCUGCAGGUGAAAUCCCUAAGGGCUCUGCCAUGCACUCCAAUCUUGUGACCCUUGCCUUCCAGGAGCCAUGCAAGAAGCAAAGCCACCAGACAUCCUUAAAAGAGCAGGAAGGAUGGGCCUGCCCCCCUUUCAUGCAGCUACCUAUCUGCUAAGGAGGAGCUGGGCCCCAGUCCUCCAAAUCUGCUGGAGAUUCCAGAAGAGGGAGUGAAAGAUGUGCCCUGGUGGUAUGGGCAGAAAGGCAGAAAGCCUUCUGGCAAUACCAUUAGCCAAGAUCCACUUGGCCCAGCACUAACCCAAAUACACAUUGUUGGCAGAGGACCUUGUGACACUGCUUCUUAACAAGCCCAGUGGCAGGCUCAGUAGCCACAGCACGUUUCUCACCUCAGCAGCUGUCCUCAGAUGGUCAAGUCAGGAGGAAGAGGACUUUGUGUCCUGUGACUGGGGCAUGUGGUCCCAAUACGGUGGAGCUCCUCAGGCAGUUCUAGAAGCACACUACUGAGCAUUGCAGCCCUGCAGGACAGUGUUGGCGGGGGCUCAGCGAGCACUACUCACAGAUGCACACCCUACCUGCCGAUAACCUCCCUUGGGUUGAGUCAAGCUGGCCUUCCUUCUGUACCACCACACCUGAGUUCUUUGCAUCCACAUGGUGAAAGUGGUGACUUCCCACAUGCCAUUUGAGGCUUAGCCUAGCACCUGCAAUUUCUUUUCUUAUGUGAUCUCCAAAUUAUAGUGACCUCCCUCUACAUAAGCUGUCCCAAUUUGUCAUCCUAACUUCCCUUGGGGGAACUGGGGACUCAUGGCUAGAGCAGACCCAUUAAAAGUCUUGCAUCCAGCAAACCUGCACUUGUUUUUAAGUGGCAUGGGAUAGGCCACCAGCUGUGCUAAGUCCAGUCUGUGUCUUCACAGUGCUUAUAGAAUGUGUGUAUGUGUGUAUAAAUGUAUGAUAUAGAUUUAUAUAUGUUGCUAUAGCCACACUGAAGGCCAACAUAACUGGUGGACAGGGUAGGUGAGAGGAAAUGACAGUGUUUUUGGUGACUAUUAAAGGAAAAUGUGUAUAAAAGAAUAGUUUUCUUU
Molecule: messenger RNA, 7846 nt
Organism: Galeopterus variegatus (Sunda flying lemur)
Lineage: Eukaryota; Metazoa; Chordata; Mammalia; Dermoptera; Cynocephalidae
Gene: PDE4DIP
Product: phosphodiesterase 4D interacting protein
Exons: 43
Coding region: 1-6924 (2307 amino acids)
Cellular component (GO): microtubule organizing center
Source: RefSeq, a predicted model, not a curated record